Molecule: messenger RNA, 3526 nt
Organism: Fukomys damarensis (Damara mole-rat)
Lineage: Eukaryota; Metazoa; Chordata; Mammalia; Rodentia; Bathyergidae
Gene: Etv1
Product: ETS variant transcription factor 1
Exons: 15
Coding region: 794-2251 (485 amino acids)
Biological process (GO): cell differentiation; regulation of transcription by RNA polymerase II
Cellular component (GO): nucleus
Molecular function (GO): sequence-specific DNA binding; DNA-binding transcription factor activity, RNA polymerase II-specific
Source: RefSeq, a predicted model, not a curated record
GAGGCCACGGGCGCUGUGGACUGCACUCUAGUACUGCGUAUUCUUAAAGCGUACAACAGGGCUUUAAGGAAAUCAGCCCGGUAGUGGACCAAACACACCCGGAGUGAGGACUGGAGAUCGGACCACAUGGUUUCAGACGCCUUAACAAUAAGCAGCGAAUUAGGGAGGAAGUCGAUUUUCUCCGUGGCUUUUCACAGCUGCGGACCCCGCGCUGGCUGGAGCUGCGCCGGCUGGGGCAGAGGGGUGCAGGGGACCCGCUGGAAGGGGCCGCAAGCCUCGUGAUUGACAGCCCGAAAUCUGAUCUUGUGAAAGAGACGUGGAGCCAAUAGGAGGCAGCGAUCCAUCAGUUUGCAUUGGAGGCCCCUGGAGGAGAAGUAGAGGAAAAACCACCGAAUUGAGCUCUGUCAGAGGCGCUUUCGGCUUCCAAGGGGAAGUGCUGGGCGAUAAUUAAUGUUUUUAUUAAAUUUGGAGGGAAUUUUUUGCAGCCGUUCGCCUAGCGUGGCCUUCAGUCCCGUUAGGUGCAAAGCAAGUCUCGUUGAUCGCCAUUGCUAGUUUUGCACUCGUUUGCGAAUCAGAGCUGCCCGGGGUACACCGACGCGCAGGGAAACAUCGAGAGUGUAAAUAAAAUACAUCGCCUCCGGUUCGGAUUUUUGCUACUACCGAAAAUAUGUAAAUUGUGAACUCUCUUGGCUCUCUUUGGAUCCAGGUUGAUAGAAGUCCAGAUCCCGAGGAAAUCUCCAGAUAAAUGCUCAAAAUAUAAAAUACUGAGCUAAUAUUUGCGAAGAGCAGCAGAAUGGAUGGAUUUUAUGACCAGCAAGUGCCUUACAUGGUCACCAAUAGUCAGCGUGGGAGAAAUGGUAACGAGAAACCAACAAAUGUCAGGAAAAGAAAAUUCAUUAACAGAGAUCUGGCUCAUGAUUCAGAAGAACUCUUUCAAGAUCUAAGUCAGUUGCAGGAAACAUGGCUUGCAGAAGCUCAGGUACCUGACAAUGACGAGCAGUUUGUACCAGACUAUCAGGCUGAAAGUUAUACAAGUGCCAAGAAUAUAUUAGGUCAUGUACACAAAUUGGCUUUUCAUGGCCUACCACUGAAAAUCAAGAAAGAACCCCACAGUCCAUGCUCAGAACUCGGAUCUGCCUGCAGUCAAGAACAGCCCUUUAAAUUCAGCUAUGGAGAAAAGUGCCUGUACAAUGUCAGUGCCUAUGAUCAGAAGCCACAAGUGGGAAUGAGGCCCUCCAACCCCCCCACGCCAUCCAGCACACCAGUGUCCCCACUGCACCAUGCAUCUCCAAACUCCACUCACACUCCGAAGCCUGACCGGGUCUUCCCCACUCACCUCCCUCCAGAUAACAGCUUCCCCAUGGACCACAGAUUUCGCCGCCAGCUCUCUGAACCCUGCAAUUCCUUUCCUCCUUUGCCGACAAUGUCAAGGGAAGGACGUCCUAUGUAUCAACGACAGAUGUCUGAGCCAAACAUCCCCUUCCCACCACAAGGCUUCAAGCAGGAGUACCACGACCCAGUAUACGAACACAGCACCAUGGUUGGCGGUGCGGCCAGCCAAAGCUUCCCCCCACCUCUGAUGAUAAAACAGGAACCCAGAGAUUUUGCAUAUGAUUCAGAAGUGCCUAGCUGCCACUCCAUUUACAUGAGGCAAGAAGGCUUCCUGACUCAUCCCAGCAGAACAGAAGGCUGUAUGUUUGAAAAGGGUCCCAGGCAGUUUUAUGAUGACACUUGUGUUGUCCCAGAGAAAUUCGAUGGAGACAUCAAACAAGAGCCAGGAAUGUACCGGGAAGGACCCACAUAUCAGAGGCGAGGGUCACUUCAGCUUUGGCAGUUUUUGGUAGCUCUUCUGGACGACCCUUCAAAUUCUCAUUUCAUCGCCUGGACUGGUCGAGGCAUGGAAUUUAAACUGAUUGAACCUGAAGAGGUGGCUCGGCGCUGGGGCAUUCAGAAAAACAGGCCAGCUAUGAACUAUGAUAAACUUAGCCGUUCACUCCGCUAUUAUUAUGAGAAGGGAAUCAUGCAAAAGGUGGCUGGAGAGAGAUACGUCUACAAGUUUGUGUGUGACCCGGAAGCCCUUUUCUCAAUGGCCUUUCCGGAUAAUCAGCGCCCACUGCUGAAGACAGACGUGGAGCGUCACAUCAACGAGGAGGACACGGUGCCUCUGUCUCACUUUGACGAGAGCAUGGCCUACAUGCCCGAAGGGGGCUGCUGCAACCCACACCCCUACAACGAAGGCUAUGUGUACUGACCCAAGUGACUGUCACGCAGGGCGGCCUCGCCUCUUUCUGCAAGAUGCGGCGAAUCACAGCGUUCUCUCCAGUCCUUGUUUUAUUUUUGUUGUUUGUAUUUUAUUUUUAAAUAAUAAUACAAAAAAGGGGCUUUUCCUGUUGCAUUACUCUAUGGUCUGCCAUGGAUUGCGCACUUUAUUUGAGGGUGGGUGGGAGUAAUCUCAACAUUUAUUCUGUGUAACAGGAAGAUAAAGGGUGAAUGGGCAGAGGGAUUUGGGGAUUACUUUUUUCUUAGGCUUGGGAUAGGGUCCUACAGGUUUUAGGUAUGAUGAAGUUAUAUCAUGUCUGUUUGAUUUUGUAAUAACAAGAUAAUCUUCAUUUUCUCUGGGUAACUAGGGUACAGUUGAUUUCACAUUGUGUAAAUAUCCACUUGGAGACUAUUUGCCUUGGGCAUUUACCCCCAUCGUUUCUCUGUCUCUGCAGGCGUACAAAAACAUCUACUGUAAAUCGCAGUUUAAUUGUUAGAAAGAACUGUUUUUGCACCUCUUGUAAAAAAGGUAUUUAGCGAUUGAUUACAUUUGCCAUCAUUUUGUUUCGCUUUACACCUAACUCACAAAGAAUGACCAUAAAAAUGGGCCAUUCUCUCCAAAGCUGAGUAAUUACCAUUACUGUAAAGGAGGGGCACAAUUUUGAACUCUGGCUCCGAACUGAGUCACAGGCCAGUAGCAUUACAAGUAUUUGGUGCCACCUUGCUGUUUAGAUAAAAAUCAUACUGUCCUAAAUAUUUCGAAACCCAUUUUAGUUGAAUAAUGACACUAUGGUCCUUUGGAAUCUUCAUUUAAAUGUUAAAUCUGGGAUCACAAUGAAGCAAAAAAUAUCUGUCUCUUUUCACUUCCUUCAGUACGUAAAUACAUUAUUUAAUCAGUAAGAAUUAACUGUACUAAAUCACUUAUUAUGCUGUUCUAGAUACAGCAAGCACUCUUUAAGAAAAAUAUCCACUACAUUAAAUAGGUACUAUAGUAAUUUUUAGACAUGGUACCCACUGAUAUGCAUUUAAACGUUUUACUGCUGUGUUAUGUUGAUAACAUAUAUAAAUAUUAGAUAAUGCUAAUGCUUCUGCUGCUGUCUUUUCUGUAAUAUUCUCUUUCAUGCUGAAUUUACUAUGACCAUUUAUAAGCAAUGCAGUUAACUACAGAUAGCAUUUCAGGACAAAAUAGAUGAUUCAAACCAUUUAUUGCUUAAAAAAUAGCUUACGCCAUGCUAUGCUAUAAGCAGCUUUUAUGCACAUUGACAAA